Messenger RNA from Botrytis fragariae, 3066 nucleotides. RefSeq names its product putative dna repair helicase protein. The coding region runs from base 1 to 3066 and encodes 1021 amino acids. The transcript is spliced from 19 exons. Gene Ontology annotation, molecular function: ATP-dependent chromatin remodeler activity; ATP binding. Lineage: Eukaryota; Fungi; Ascomycota; Leotiomycetes; Helotiales; Sclerotiniaceae. The record is from RefSeq and is a predicted model, not a curated record.
AUGUCGCGUGCUAUUGAUGAAGGCGGGAAACUGACCGCAGAACUCCUGUCAACCCAACCUACAACCGCUACUGAUGUGACACCCAGUGAGAGUCUUGUCAAGAACCAUUCUCAGUUAAUAAAAGUUGAGAAUGACACUACAGACGUCAAUAUCAAGCUAGAGCCGAGGUUCCCCUCACCAAGAGCAGCCUCUAUCGAUCCUCAGGUGCCAAGACAAUCUCUAUUUUCAGGAAUGUCUCAUUCCUUGGGUGUUCUGAACCCAAGUAAUGUUCUGAGCACUCCGGGUUAUAGUGACAUUAACAUAUCUCAUAGCAAAACCUCAUCUUCAGGAGACAAGAAGACGGCCACUCGGAGAGCUACAGCAAGAACACCCAAGGAGGUUUUUGCUCGUCAAGCUGAAAGCAAGGCCAAGAAGCUCGCGGCAAAAAGCUUGAAUGCCACAGUAGGUGGGCGUGUAACAAAAGCUACCAGCCAAAAGACCAGAAACAAGAAGUGUCAGUCUGGCGAAGCCACUUCGGAAAAGUUGAAGAGUAAAUUUACAGCUGCAGACCCAUUUAAUCUGGAUCUUGGAACGGAAGCUCCGAUAAUUCAAGCACGCACACAACGUGAGCAAUUUGAUAAACUUCGUGCGGCCUACCCCGAGUAUAAUAACAAAAAUAAGCGUGGAGAAAGUAUGACUUCAUUGAUAAAGGCGAGUCGAAGCUUUGGUUACGGAAAAGUACAUCCUCUAGAUGGAAGAUGGAAACUUCAGGGAAUGGACUCUGCAUUACAUCAUCAUCAGUUGAUUGGAGCAUCUCGGAUGCUCGAACGCGAGUGUUCCGAAGAAGGCCCACAAGGAGGCAUCUUGGCAGAUUGUAUGGGACUAGGAAAAACUAUUCAAUGCAUAGCGGCCAUCAUUGGAAACCCUCCAGACUCCAAUAAGAUCGUGGCUGAGGAGCGGACAACUCUGAUUGUGGUUCCCAGCGGACUCCUUCUUCAAUGGCUUGAUGAGCUCAAGAAACAUGGUGGAAGUACUAUCAAGAAUAUAGACAUUUAUAACCGUUCUGAUAGACGAGAUGCUAUACAAUACACAUUGUCAAAUGUGGUAAUUACCACGUAUGACGAGCUUAUGACAAAUUUGCCGUGGCUGAGAGAAACUGCUAGUAAAAGCAGUCGGACGAAGAAAAGUAAAGGUAAAAAGAGAAAUGCAGCAGAUGAAGAAGUUCCACCCAUGGAGAACUUUCCCCAUGAUAAGUCGGACACCGCAGGUGUCUUAUACGAUGUCAAUUGGUAUCGAGUAAUUAUCGAUGAAGGGCAUGGUACCAGAAAUCAUGAUUCUAGAGCAAGUCGCGCUGUGAAUGCCUUGAAGAGUAGAUAUAGAUGGGUCGUGACUGGUACACCAUUUCAGAAUCGUCUGCAGGAUUUCUACAGCUAUUUUCGCUUUUUGAAGGACCCAGAAACUACCACAAUGUCGAGAUUUUCAGCCGACUUCUGCAAUUCCAAAUAUGAAGAAUGUAUCUCUCGGAUGGAGAAAAAAUUGGGCAAAUUAAUGAUCCGGAGGACAAUGGAAGAUAGAGUACUUGGUAAUACGUUGAUACAACUGCCUAAAGCUCAUCAUAAAGCCAUCAAGGUCGACUUUAAUGCCGCGGAAGAAAUUUUAUACCGAGCAGUAGAAGAAAAAUUUCAGGAACUGAGAGACCAAGACCUCGAAGAUGAUGACCCACGGAAACCAAUGUCGUAUAAAUUCGCCCAAAUUUCUUUUCUGAGACAACUGGUGUCUCAUCCAGCAUUGGUUGAGCGAAAGAUUAUGGUACUUUUUGAUAACCAUGAACUGGAAGAGAUUAGAGAUAAGGUUCAAGUUCUGGAUCCCGUAUUAUAUCGACGCAUCUGCUCUUGGAUUAGAGGUGAGAGAGCAAAGGUAGCUGCCGAGUAUAAGCAUUCGUUGGAUCAGCAAAUAAAGAUAUGUGAAUUCUGCCAAGAAGAUACAGAAGAUCUAAAAGAGAUUCCCGGAUGUAAACACUUAUUUUGCGACUUUUGCUUGAAUGAAAAUCCGGAUAUUGAGCUUGCAGAAAAUGGAACAGAGAUGCGUAAAUGCAGAGCUUGCGAUGAGCCGUACGAUCCUUCUGAGCUGGAGAGAGUACAAGAGCAGCAAGAAAGCGCCCAAAUGGGGAUUAAGAAAAAAGGGAUGAAGGGAAAGGAUUUCCGCAAUUACAUUCCAGGUACACCUAAGUCUAUAUGGCUGGAUCAGUACGACCGAGGAAUGAUUGAUCUGAGGCCAGGCUCGAAAUUAGAAGCUGUAAUUGAGCAGGUUCGAGAGUGGUUGUCCGAAUCACCAAAGGAAAAAAUCAUCAUCUAUACGCAGUGGAAAAUGGUGAGUACUAUCAUCGGUCGUAUGCUCGAGAAAGAGAAUUUUAAUUUCCUUUAUUAUUCGGGCGACAUGACCCAAAAAACACGAUCUGAAGUUAUUCGAUUAUAUAAGAUGAAUCCCAAGGUCAAAAUCCUCGUUUCUGGCCUCAAGUGUGGAGGAGUAGGCUUAAAUUUGCCCUUCGCAAACAAGGUUAUAUCAGUUGAGUUGUGGUGGAAUCCCUUUGCUGAAAAGCAAGCUUUCGGUCGUGUCUACCGGAUUGGCCAAGAGUUAGAAACAAUAUUUGCGAGAGUUAUUGUGGAUAAUACAAUAGAAGAUAGACUUGCUGAUUUGCAACUUAAGAAGCUUCGCAUCAAUAGUAUCGCUAUGCAGGAAAAACUAAGUAAGGAAGAGGAGGCCAGUUUGCUGGAGCGUGCUGAAUCUGAAAAGCCACUUGACCUUAAUGCAGCGGACUGUAAUGAGCAUUUUAUCAACGCCCUUGCAGGCACAGAUCCUCGCCUUAACUCGAAUACUGAUACUCUAUCAGAAUCCGUCCAAGGAUUGUUUGGCAGAACCCCUGGAGAGUCCCCUGAAGAUAAGAUCAUGGAAGAUGUCGAUGAUAAGACAGACGAAGAAGGGGAUUUCUACGAGUCCGACUCCGACAGCGACGAUUCUAUGUCGGACGCUCCAUAUGCUGAGUCUAUGCAGGCUAAAGUAGAGACGGAGGAAGGAGACGGUGACUAG